Chaetomium globosum CBS 148.51 is the source of this 1449-nucleotide messenger RNA. RefSeq lists its product as uncharacterized. Gene Ontology annotation, cellular component: cytoplasm; mitochondrion. The coding region runs from base 1 to 1449 and encodes 482 amino acids. The transcript has 4 exons. The record is from RefSeq and is a predicted model, not a curated record. Lineage: Eukaryota; Fungi; Ascomycota; Sordariomycetes; Sordariales; Chaetomiaceae.
AUGUGUUACCACAGGCGCCUCAUCUUUGGUUGCAACCACCACGCCUGGCUAGAAAUCACAAAGCCUUGCGAGGUCGAGGAGGCAUUCAAUAGCGGCCAAGCUGAUACCGGCUGCGACAGACAAUGGUCGCACCCCUUUCACGUAAUACGCAUCCAAUCCAAGUGUGACCAGUGCGUCAAGCGACAGAAGGGAGACAGUUUUCAGCUUGGCACUGUCAAGGACCGGAUCAAGGCGAUCAAAGAGAGGCUCGAGCGGAUUAAAGGCAAGAAGGAGUUGCCCAGCAUCGACACGGUGUUGCAGGAAUCCGAGUCGGGUGCCAAGGAGGGAGCCGAUGAUACUUCACUGCUGGAGGAAAUGGCCGAUACAUCCGACAAGGAGUACCGCGCCGUAGAAGAAGACCCCAAACACUGGCCCCUGAAGUUGCCCUCGAUCAUUGCCGAGCGGGAAACGAAAGAAGUGAAUGCGGUAACGGUGGUUAGUCGGAAGGCAAUUGCAAGAGGCAGCCGCGCCGAAACCUCAGAGCCAGAAUCACAUGGACGGAGGAGAAAGGAAUCUGACAUUGAAAUGUGGGUUGACGAACGCUGGAAAUGUCCUUUUUAUGGUGGUUCUCGGACGAAUGACAUGCUACCUGCGUACGAAAUGACAGGAAACGACCGAGAGGCCGCAUGGUCAUUCAAAAGAAAGAAUGGCGACUCUUGGGCCGACGCCAUCCGACACCAUCUCAGCUUCCCACAAAACUGGAUCGUCCCCGUAGCCGCCGUAGCCAUUGCGCUAGGGGCCCGGAGUUUCUACCAAUCCUACUUGCACCGCCUCCCCGCUAGCAGCCAUAUCACGCACAGCUUCUUCCGCAACCGCAGCCUUUUCGGCAAGGUCACGAGCGUUGGAGACGGCGAUGGCUUCCACCUUUUCCACACACCAGGCGGACGCCUAGCUGGCUGGGGCUGGCUGCGGCGUGUGCCCACGGACAAGAAACAACUAAAGGGCCAAACAAUCUCCAUCCGCAUCGCGGGCGUCGACGCACCCGAGGGCGCGCACUUCGGGCGACCGGCGCAGCCCUUCGCGGCGGAGGCGCUGACCUUCCUCGAGAGCUACCUGCUCGGGCGGCGGGUGCGCGCGCACCUGCACCGGCGCGACCAGUACGAGCGGGUGGUGGCGACGGCGUACGUGCGGCGGCCGCCCUUCUUCGUCCCGCGCCGCGACGUCGGCCUCGAGAUGCUCCGCCGCGGUCUGGCGGUUACCUACGAGGGGAAGACGGGCGCCGAGUUUGGGGGCGCGGAGGUCGAGGCGCGGUAUAGGGAGGCCGAGGCCGAGGCGAAGAGGAAGGGGGUUGGGUUGUGGGCUGGGAGUGCUAAGCGGGCGGGGUCUGCCGAGGGUGGGAAGAAGAAGAAGGAGUUGGAGAGUCCGAUGGAGUAUAAGAAGCGGAUGAAGGCUUUGGAGGGGAAGGCGUGA